AUGGCCAAGCAGUACGACGUGCUGUUCCGCCUGCUGCUGCUCGGCGACUCGGGCGUGGGUAAGACGUGCCUCCUGUGCCGCUUCACCGACAGCGAGUUCCACCCGGCGCACAUCUCCACCAUCGGGGUGGACUUCAAGAUGAAGACGAUCGAGGUGGAUGGCAUCAAGGUGCGCAUCCAGAUCUGGGACACGGCAGGGCAGGAGCGGUACCAAACCAUCACCAAGCAGUACUACCGGCGGGCACAGGGCAUUUUCCUAGUGUAUGACAUCAGCAGUGAGCGCUCCUACCAGCACAUCGUCAAGUGGGCCAGCGACGUGGAUGAGUAUGCACCCGAUGGUGUCCAGAAGAUCCUCAUUGGGAACAAAGCAGACGAAGAGCACAAGAGGCAAGUGGCCAAAGAGCAAGGGCUGCAGCUUGCCCGGGAGUAUGGAAUGGACUUCUAUGAGACCAGUGCCUGCAGCAACCUGAACAUAAAGGAGUCCUUCACCCGACUGACGGAGCUGGUGCUGCAGGCGCACCGCAAGGAGCUGGAGGGGUUGCGCACUGCCACGGCCCCCCCUGAGCUGGCCCAGCUGGAGGAGGAUGAGCAGCAGACCCCGGGGGGGCACGACAACCCCAAAAACUGCUGGUGUUGAAGCCUGGCCUCCCCCUGCCCUGCUACAGAGGGGGCAUGGUGGGGGAACACAAGGAACGGGGACUUACCCCCACUCCACCGCAGCCCCUUGGUGUUUGGGGGGGGGUCCCAGGCACUGUUGGCAUACCCUGCAACCCUGUUUUGCACACCAUUUCCACAAUAAAGGAGAUACUGGAGCCCCUU
This is a messenger RNA of Centrocercus urophasianus (Greater sage-grouse), 818 nucleotides long. RefSeq names its product RAB15, member RAS oncogene family (gene RAB15). NCBI's taxonomy places the organism in Eukaryota, Metazoa, Chordata, Aves, Galliformes, Phasianidae. Gene Ontology annotation, biological process: Rab protein signal transduction. The record is from RefSeq and is a predicted model, not a curated record. Bases 1 to 636 code for a protein of 211 amino acids. The transcript has 7 exons. Gene Ontology annotation, molecular function: GTPase activity; GTP binding.